Xyrichtys novacula (pearly razorfish) is the source of this 35319-nucleotide messenger RNA. Lineage: Eukaryota; Metazoa; Chordata; Actinopteri; Labriformes; Labridae. The record is from the annotation of a GenBank genome assembly.
AGCUCAGAGUGUGGAGAGGGAGGGUCCGCCUCUGGCUUCCUGGCCCCCUGCACCGGACGGGUGUAUUAUAGAUGCGCAUCAAAGCAGCCGGGCGGCGGGGGCCAGCGGACGGGUGCAAUGUGACGGGGUCGGGAGAGACUAGGAGGCAGCUUUAACCGCAUGGGAGGGAGGGUUUAACCAUUAACCUCCAUUAAUCAUUGAGGCAGCUGUGCGGAGCCGGUACCGUACAUAAGGCGUGCGCACCGGCGUCCACGCCUCAGCCUGAGCGCGUUAUCAAGAGGUGGAGGAUACGGCAGCCUGCCACACGAGUCCGCGUGCUCUCACCGUCCAUCACGCCGGCUUCUCUGCGUCCUAUCUCCAGACUAUUGACACUGAAAGGUAAGCACCAUCGAAGAGCCUUUUUAUUCCACUACCUGCUGGACAUUUCAUUGAACGAAGCGAGAAACCGGCUUUAGAGAGUCACAUUUAGCCAACCCAACGGAUUGUCGCGCACGCUGACUAUAUCUGCACCCACAUCCCUAACUCAGGUGCAGGCCGUGAGAGGCUUUUACAUAAUGACACUUUAAGAAGCGUUUGCAUUGAAAUGUUUGAGUUAAAUACUCGUGGUCAUGGUGGCAGUGACAUGGGCUCCAGUCCGGUGUUGGAACAGAAAGCCCCCCUGCCCUCGUUUAAAUGAGCAGUAGAAUAGAAAAGGAGGGCUCGUCUAUUCACUGCUGACCAGGGGAGCACUAAUUUACGCCUUUGCCAUGUUGGGUUCGGGUGGUAUUGGUCCUGACUACUAAACAGAGGAUUGUUUCAGCGGGGAAAAGUCUGUGUGCGGAUGUCGCAACAUGCAGGCGGAGGCAAGCAGCGUCAAAGGAGAGACAGUAAGACACGGUGCACCUUCAAAAUAAGAGUUUUUACUGAGCCCUGACAUCAGUCACCAAGUCUUAUAUUUUCGUUUCUAUGGUCAGUAAUGAGUGUGUCAGGAAUUUUUGUGUCAAAUUGAUGUGUUUUUGUCAAUGCAUAAAAAAAAAUAUCUAUCUAUAUGUAUAUAUAUAUAUAUAUAUUAAACUCCCUUUAAGAGUAGAUGAGUUCAGGGUAAUGCCUUCCAGUUACUCAAGGUUUGACUGGAGUUAUGUCAGUAACUUUCUAUCAAUGAUAUGUGAUAUUAUACUUCAAGUGAUUAAAGGAAUCAGACGGUGUUUUCCAAGAGGCAACCUGUUGAAAUGUGAGCUGAUUCAGAGAUGCAUUUCCUCAUGUGUCCUCUUUAGCUACAUCCAAAGGCUACAACACAGCCCUUCAAAAGUCCUGUCUGUAAGCUGCAGCAGAAAUAACCAUAAUUAAGCCUUACCUCUGUCCUCUGCGCACUUUGCGAUCAGGGUGUCUCAUUUUUUAAUUGAUUAAUAUUAAGAUAUUUAUGCUAUUUUUCAGAGGAGAUAUUAAAGUUACGAGUCAUAAACAUUGACUGUAUAUAAAAUGGAUGCAGUCUGCCUCUUCGCUCGGUGAAGCCACCUCAAGAACAGCACCCUCUGGUGACGGGCUGCAGUAUGGGUCAUAAAUCCCGCCUCCGCCAGCCAUCCUUAUGGGGCUGUGGACAAACUUUAGAAAUUUAUUACACAGAAUCUAAAAUUUUCUCCCCCUUGCUUGCGAUGUUGGCAUGUAGUUAUUGUCAGACAAGUUUGUGCUCAAGUCCUCUUUUUCCUUUGCAGCUCCCUUUUUAAAAGUUAUUAGUGGGUUCAUACCCACUGAGCAUUUUUUGGUCUAAAAGAGGUCAAAUAGAUGUCUAAAUGUAGUCUAGGCGACGGUCUAAAAUCAGGCUACCACAGGUCUAAAAAUGAAAAUUUUCAGACAUCUAAAUUUAGACCGAGUUUAGACUAGCCAGCUAACAGAGGUCUACCAGUAUAUUGCUCAAUAGCUAUCAUAAUUAUUUUGGUUUUGUACUUGGAGAUCAGUUAUGCAACUCACAGUUGCUUUUUGAAAUAAACACUUAUCGAAUAGCGGGUUAAAGUGCAACGUCUAAAUUCCGUCUACAGAUAAACAGAAUCUAGACAGUUGAAAUAAGGUCUAAAAGAUAACUAGAUGUAAAAUAGCCGUCUAUUGCUCAGUGGGAUUUUUUCUAAGAUUGACACUUGAUACAGCCUAUGAGCGUAUGAAGAUUGCAUAGCUCACCUGGAGGAUAUGCUGUUUGAGCCGAGCGUCCUCACAGCGACUCUCGGUGACUUUCCCGCCGAAUGCGUACAACGCUACUGUGCAAGUGGUGGAGCGCGUACAACACUACUGCACGAUGUUGGUUUCAGGAAGUGGAGAAAAACCGUAGAAUAACUGAGAGCUUUUUGGCUUCAAAUCCAUAUACUGGCGGAAGGUGGAACCAAGUUGUCCAUACAGUCUAUGGUCAUAAAGGGUAGCUGUAGCUGCAAGGAAGCUAAAGGCUAGCAACCAACUCAACCCCAAAAUUCCGUUUUUAUCAUCGUCAUUUCCAACAUAGACCUCUUAGCUCAGCUGUAAAGAGAGAUUGGUGACUUCACUGAGACCAGCUCUACAGUUAACGUUUCUAACUGUUGCGACUGGGGCAUUUUACUUUGAAAGGUACGACCGGAAGUCUUUGCUGUGCUUUAGGUUGCUUUGACGGUGGUGUCACUCGGUUUCCAGAGGAUGUACGCAGCACCUCUGUUAAUGGUAGAAUAUUUUUAGCCGCCGAGAGGAAAUUUGGCGCUGGAUGAAUCUGUUUUUAAACUCACUGUUUGCCUCCUUUCUUGUCUGCCAUGAUGUCAGUGUCGACAGAGUUUUUUUACUUUUAUUCUGAAGGGCUUGAGUUAGUCGUACAUCUGUCAAAGUGGUGUUACGGUUCUUGAGGACUUAUAUCAUCCACUGUAAUUAUUGCUAAUUUUUUUUAAAGAUGUUGGGAGUUGUAAUAGAUUUUGUUGAGCUGUUGUUCUUAGUAUUUUCUAUUUUAAAUAACUUACUUUGUAUUUAUUACAGUAACAUCAACCUGGCUGUUUUUUUCUUUUUCUGUUAACAAACUUAAAAAAAAAAAAAAAAACGUAUAUUUUGUAUAUUAUAUUGGUAAGACGGACAGAAGUAUUUUCCAAACUUGAAAACUUAAUAUCACCAUCAUUUAAAUGAAGUGGUACUUUUAACGUAUCAACGUCAUUGACAUUGUAGUGUAAAGUUGGGGACAGAGGUCUGUACUUGGGCUGCUGGAGAAUGUUGACAUUUGAGUGAUGAAUGAAUUUGUUCUCUUCCCAGGUGACUGCCCACUCUGCUUGGAGGUGCAGUGCUUUCCUGCAACCCGUAAUUCAAUCUUCAUACUGCAGGCCUUUAAAUAUCUCCCUUGAAAACCUGCCAGCAGCCACGUGGUGUAAGGUGAGACAUUCCCAGCCCAGCACACCGACCAGUCUGACAUGAUCAGUGAACCGAGAGUGUGACCAGUCUGCACUGCUUUCUGACUGGAGACCUGUGAUUUGAUUUUCCCUCUCGCUGAAACUUUUCUUUGAGGGACCGCUCAAAGUGACUGGAGAGGAUUUCUGUGCUCAGUUCCCGGGCUUUUAUUUUUCCUUUCUUUACUUUUUUUAAAACGGUAUGUUUUCUUCUUCUUUUUACUGGCCACACCGAAGCACCUUGCAGUGAAUGGAGAACAUACUGGUUUUGCUUCCAAAGCACCGACAGGAACACGGGCUCUGCAGAUGCACAGCUGCAUGUGCCUUGCUGCAGGUUUUUUCCUACAGAGCAGUUUUCCUCUGGUCUUUAAUAGCGACCCCCACUCCAUUGAAGCCUCUUUAAUGGGAUAAAUCAACUGGACUGACAGGUGCAAAACCAGGUCAGGUGACCAAUUCCAUUUGGACAACCCCAAAACUGUAAGGCCGAGCGACCAGACCAUUUCUUUUUCAAGCCCAUUGUCUUCAAAAGGCUUCCGCAUGGUACUUUGGUCGAAAGAACAAGACAAAGUCCCCGACAUCGACAUGUCCUCCGGGGCCAUUGAGGUGAAAAAAGAGGGAGGCCCUAUAACCCCGGCUUUCCUCAAUUCCAACUGCUCCGUCCACCCGGUGAUCCUCACCAAGGGCCCAGAGGAGGUGAGCCCAGGUACCGGGGGUGAGUUUGAGCUCACAGAGGUCACCAAUUUCACAGAGAGGGCCGGAGAGACUGGAGAGGAUGAGGAGAGGUCAGAGGUUGUGGUGGCAAUGGACUGCCGGGCAAACGCCAAAGGCCAGCGGGAGGAGGAUGCGCUCCUCGAGAACGCGAGCCAGAGUAACGAGAGCGAUGACACGAGUACCGACCACAGCCCAGAACCACCAGCACCCCUAAAAGAGACCUCAUUUACUAUUGGCCUGCAGGUGGUCUUCCCCUUCCUGCUGGCCGGGUUCGGGACAGUGGCAGCUGGAAUGGUGCUGGACAUUGUCCAGGUGAGUAAUCCUAAUACUGUUUGAUAAUGUGUCUGCUUCUGCAAGAUCUAAUUACAGUCUAUUAAAUCAGAGUCCAGGAUUCAGCCGUACUCUUCAGUAAGUUUUUCACUGCAUCAAAUCUUUUUUUUUUUUUUACUGAAAUAGAAACAGAACAGGGCUGUCACAGUAUUGCAUUUUUACUGCAGGACAGUGAUGACAGUGUUUUAAUGAAAAAAUUAGAAAAUGAAAACACAGCCAUUAAACAGAGUGGAGCUUCACAUCACUUCACUAACUUUUCUUAUUGAUCUAAUUGAAUUCAUCUUCACACACUACCACCCAAUUCUUAUGAUGCUCAAAGUUUUGUUUAAUCCACAUCACCAGUCUUGCCACUGAAAAAAAUGUUUGUGGUUCUUUUAUUUGGAUAUUUUAAUGGUCUUGUAUUAAGGUUAUUUUUUUCUGAUAUUACCAAAUGCAUGCUUUUAUUUUUUAAUUGCAGCCUGUGAUAGUUAUGGUAGCUACCAAGAAACGGGACUAAAUAAAAACAGCUCAAAGAACACUUGGAACAGUAUAAAGUUCAGUUUAUUAGCAGAAGCUCUUUCAAGUGUCUGACCCUACAGCUAGCUAGCUUUUGGCUGCUGCCCCUGCUUCUUCUUCAGUUUCUCUUAAACCUGCGAAAAGAAUCUUUUCUGCUUGUUACCAUGAACGAGUUAGUUUCAAGGUAUUUAUCUUUGCUUAUUUUUUUAGCUCCUAUCAGUAAAAUCAGUCAUCAUUAGUACCAGCACAUAGUCACAGCCCCAAGAGUAAGUAUUUCCGCACGUGUCUAGACACACCCAUUCAGACUGUAACCAGUUUAUUUGACUUUUCUUGCAAACCAGUUAUAGCAGGAACACCAAUCUCAGUUCAUACAGUGUGUCACAGCCAGAAGAGCAAGUGCUUCAGGUCGACUGUAUACUGUAACACGUGCACUGAAGAUGGGCUCGCCUCUUGGGAAUUUGAAUGAACUGGUCUUGCGAGCUUAGAUUGUCUAUGUCAGUCAUUGUCCUGGUGGCAUGUCUCUGGAAAUGGGUGGUGACACUUUUUCUUGUAAAAGGCCUGGCCACACAGUUACAACCUUCAGUGAUCUGUCACACACCCUUUUGUUUGUAAUCCUGCAUGCUUGAAUGUAAUGGAUGCAACAAUAGAAGGUGUUUAUUGUCUUAAUUUAGCCAGUUAUAGAUAAAAACACAUAGAAUCACUCUCUUUCCUUUCUUUUCUUGCUGACUCCCUGCAGUUGCUCUGAGUGUGACACAGUGUGCUUGUACAGUGUAAAAAUACAGGCCAAAGCCAUGCUGACAGGUCAAACACAGUCAGCUUGUGCUGCAGAUAAAGUUGAAGGUGUCCGGCUGCCAGGAGACCAGUUCAGGCACAUUGUGUACACGCAUACUGAUGCCAGCAUGGUGGACCCCAGGAACUCGGCACAGAGAGAAGGAAAGGAAGCAGGGGAGUAAGAGUACUUUCUUCGAGCACCUGAAAUGGCAGCGCACUUCUGUCAAGCUUGAGCCUGUGUGAAAACAAAACACAAUGAGGUUUCAAAGCCUUCAUUACCGUGUGGUUAGGUAUCCUCACUAAACCAGGAAUGCAGAGGUUUGAGGUCAAAAAGUUUUCAUGCUGCCUCAACCAAGGCACCAUGCUGCUGCGGUUUCUCCAGUUUCCAAAACACUCUGCACAUAUUUCCUCUGGAGGUAAAGCUGCUGGGCCUUAUCUCUCCCUCUGGUUAACUCUGCAUGUCUUGAAGAAUGCUUGCAAUGUGACGCAAGGUGAUGCAUGACAGUUAGUUUGAGACAAAUGCGUCUUUUAAGUCUGCACUGAGCACCUAGCAGGUUGUUGCCUCAGCUUAUUCCCCCCUGCAUGACACAGCAAAAUACAAACUCUGCUAAUCCCCUGGCCUUUGCAUAAAGGUAAUUGUCUCUCUCUCUCUCAAACAGACUCUCUCUCUCUCACUCUUGCUCUCCUCGUCAGACAGAAGCAGUCUUCUAAACUUUUAUGCUGUAGAGCCUCGAGAUGAUGUGUCUGCCCGGCCAAAGUUUAACAGUCGCGGCUUGGACCGACACAUGACCUGUAUUUGAGCGUCACUCUCUGUACGGUUUCUUUGAAAUGUGAUCUUUUUAACGUUCGUCUUACCCUCUUACCAUCUUCAGCUCACACGCACGUAGAGCUAAUGGCCCCAUUCCCACUCAAAGCUGGCCUCUGAAAGGACUCUACAGGCUCGUAUAGUCGGUGACUUGGCAGCAGAAUGACCUAAAACUGUCAGUCCCUUACAGCCAGGGCCAGAUACUUAGGACUUUGAGGGUGACCCACUUGCUUGGACUAAAGGUUACACAUAGUUUGUAAAGGUCAUGCGGUGCUUGUUUUCGUGGAAUGCCUGUGUCAAAGGCCAAGAGGUUCAUCUGCUAGACAGGAGAUACUCUGAAAUAUUUGGUUUUUGCAAACACACUAACCCUUAUGUAAGAAAAUUGGUCGUCCAUUAAAUUGUCAUCAUGCGUGAGUGUGUUAUUUUGUCUGCCUCUGUGUCUAGCCAUCUGUCCUGCGCUGCACUGUGGUGUCCACUGAUGUAAACAGUGAAGUAAGUGAAGAAGUGGGACAAAGUUUCAGCCUCAAAAACAGUCUAAAAAACAGUCACCGGUAAACAGGAAAUCAUGGUCUACACAAUGGCUUUCCACUAGCCAAGCCCUCGCAGCCCACCAGUCACCGUUUUGGCCCAACCACAUCCACUUGUUUGGUGCUGAAGCAGGAGCCGCAGAGAAACCAGAGCGUGGGCUUAUUCAUCGUCUCAGCUCCUUUUUUUUUCCCCAAUCAUGUCCCAGUGAACUGGACUGAGCAGAUGCUUCGAUAUCUGCCUCACCAGACUAAGGUCCUCUAUGUGAUCAAAAACCAAAACCAUCAGGGUUUUUCUAAACUUUCCGCAGUUUCUGUUGUCCUGUUUGACUGCUUGUUUUAGAUGUUUUGCUCUGUUAAGCCUUUCUACCAUGGGUGUGAUUUUCUUACAAUCAUUACCAUCAGCUCACAGCCUCAAACAUUGAACAAUAUCCCAUCUUUGUUUGGCAUUUGAGUGAUAACAACGGAAAGGAUUAGAGGGUUAGAUAGCUUUAGCAUUGCUAAAAACUCUAGCUAAUGUUUUACUCCGCUCCAAAUCCCUAGUAGUACGUCCGAGGUCUCAGCUUGUUUAUCUAACUGCUUAACUGAGUUUAGGCGUUUUAGCGUUCUCAAGACAUUCGGCAGCUUAAAUGCUUCGACUGGCGGUCUUAUUUUCCUCUCCAGAAGUAAUCUAAACUUAAUGAAUCGGGUCCUUAAUGUUAAAUAGAGUAAAGGGUAUGAACAUAAUAAGGUUAAUUUCCGGGGCUAAUGCUCGUUUUUCUUCAACUUUCAUUCCAUAAAAGUUAAGAUGCCAUGUUCAUGUUGAUAAAAACAGAACUUGAUGGUUUGCAAAUCAUUUAAAUGUUAUAUUGAAUUAAAAAUAGUGCAAAGAAAGAAUAUCCAAUAUUGAACUGAAAUGUUUGACUGGAGAAAUGAUAACAUGAAGAAGUAGUGUAGCACCACAGUAUUGAGAAAAAAAAUCACCUGCAGAGGACAUCAACCAUCUGAUAAAGUCAGUUUGCAACAGUUUUGUAACAUGAUGAGUAGGAGUGGGAGAAAAAAAUCGAUAAAGCAUAGAAUUUGAUAUUUUUGUCUGGUGAUAUCGUCUCAUUUACCAAGUAUCAAUUUUUUAUAAAUUGUUGAAAUUAAGUCAAAUCUGUGAUAAUGGAAAAAUAAAGAUGUGCUACAUGAAAAUAGAGUACUGUGUAAAUAAGACAAACAUAAAGGAAAGACAAAUGCUUAAUUAGCCAACAGUUGAAAAAAUGGUAUAAAUUGCAAUAUACUGUAUCACAAGGCUACAACAUAACUGGAUGACCAUAGAUCUCAGGUUGCACUGCAUUACAAAUCGACUCAGUCUUGUAAAUCACUGCACAGGCUCCAAAUCCCUUUCAAAAACUAUAAAGUGUGAACCGUCACUGCAUCCAUUAACAGGUGAAGAGGAAACCACUUCUGAACAUGAUCCAAACAACACUUGAUGAGCACUUUGGUCUGGGGAAUCAAAGUUCAACACUCUUCUUGGAUGUCAUGGACACUCGGUUCUCUGCUCUACUGAGACCUCCCAGUUUUUUGUUAGUGCACAGUUCCAACGACAACAUCUGUGAUGGCAGAGGGAUGUAUCAGUGCCUGUGGCACAGGCAGUACUGAACAUGACGUACAGAUUUAGAACAUGUGCUGCCUUCUAGAUAGUACCUUUGGUCAGAGAGGACCGUCAUACUUCAGUGAGACAAUUCCAACACUCCAUCUGCAGGUAUUAAACAGCAUGGCUCUGUAGUGGUAGAGUCUUGCUGCUAAACUGGCCAGUCUGCAAUCCUGACUUGUCACCUACUGAAAACAUUUUGUUUGCGUCAUGAAACUAAAAUCAUGACACCCUGAGCUGUUAAGUUGAAAUCUUAUAUUAAGCAAGAAUGGUACAAGAUUUCACUUUGAAGACUCCAGACUUGAUUCCUCUGCUCUCAAAUAUUCUCAGCAUGUUGCCUAAAGAAAUAUUUUACAGCAAACAGCAAAAUUUCAACAUUUGUUUUUUUGUCUUUUCACUAUUUCCAGUUUAAGGUAAUGCUUGAAUAAUUUAAAAACCAUUACAUCCUGUUUUCAUUUUCCCCGAUGUUUUUUGAGCCAUGGUUUCAUGUCAAACACUUAAACAUCCAAUAAAGUUGGACGAAGCAAUGUAAAACAUUACCUUACUGUCAUGUGUUUGCACACAAGUCUGGACCAGAGCCAGAAACAGACACCAUCAGACGUAGUUUCUGGGACGCUGCCGAAGUUGCGUAAACAUUGCACGCCAUUGGGUUCAGUUCCCCUGACAGUACAGUAAGUACAGUGGUCACAAAUAAAGUGGGGCCAUGUUACUCAACUGGGCAACCCGACCCUUGGGGGACUUGCAUACCAGAGCUCCUAUAGGUCUGUACACAGAGGUACUGGGGUUGUCCAGUGGAGUUCUCAGAACCAAGGAGGUGGCCGUGAGGAGGGAGGGCUUGCUUGGCUCGGAGCCAGUGUUCCAUGGAGACAACAACAUAUAUCACCACAGGGGAGGCCGAGAGGAAGAUGGAGAAGAGAGACAGAAGUAGAGAGAGGGAGAAAGCUUGAAAACAUGUGGCUGUGAAAGGGGAGAGAAGUGCUUACAGAGGUGCUCACAAGGCUGCUGGGUUGGCAGAAGGCAGUGAGCCAGGCUAAGGGGCUGCCUGUUAGACAAGAGCUCUGCUUGGACCGGUGACAGCAAGGGCAUGGACUGAGCGAGUUUAACCCGCACUCCAGUUUUGGAGAGAAACCUACUGCAAGGACACAAACUCAACUGUAGAGUACAGCCCUUAUCAGCCCUGUACAUCUGGAUGCACAGUGGGGGCAACACACUAAACAGAGAUGUUAGCUGGCUGGUGUGAGAAAUGGGGCCAACUGUGUUUUUACUCUGCUUCAACGUGAGCUACCCCUCUAUUUUCCUCCCCUCUUCUAUUUUCUCCUCUCCUCUUUUCUUUCCUGUGUCAGCCUCUGUGAAUAUUGAUUCAGUUCUGGGUAGACCGGACUGUAAGUGCCGGGGGCCUGUGGGCCUGGCUCCAAAGAUAAGCACUUUUCCUGGAGAUAGAUCGAUGGCCAGGCCCCAGAUAUAGUUUGUGGCCGCAGUAGACCAAAAAAACUGCUAUCACGGCAUGUGCCCUAAUGGAGGCACAGCAGAGAGAGGCACUUCACCACAGUGACUGGCUCAGGGACUUACUGGGAACCCGGAGCUCAAGGACUGGCUGGCAGCCAGAUAGGGGGUUAUUGAGGGUCAGGUCCAAUGACACCAGCUAUACAUUUCAUCAGAGACCAUCUACUAAUAUCUGUGCGCGUGGGUGAGCCAUGUGCCUGCCAUAUGAAACUUGAUUAUCACUGAGCAAACUAAUCGCUCAUGUUGAAUCACAAUUUGUCUUUGGUUAUGUAGUAAUGAAGAAAGCGGGAUGAGGCUCAGGGUACCGGGCUGAGCAGUAAGGCUGCAAAGGGAGCAGCAAUUAGCAAUUUCAGAAUAAACUUUGAUGAUUGUUUUGUCUUACCAUUGAUUACCUCCUGUCUAGAUGCAAAAACUUACACGCAAAUGUGAAUAAAAUAUAAAAUUUAUUGUAAUGUAGGUGUGAUAUUGUAUUUGUUCGUCCUGUAUGUCCUGGAUUCUCUCAUUUAAAAAGCAUGAAUCUGAAAUCUUGAAGCAUGAGUCGUACCUGGAGAGUUUUGGCAGUGCACCAGGUGUUACCUAACAGCUAUAGUGUACUAUUUGCUGUACUAUUUGUUGGGAAAGUUCAUUUUCUAUAUGAACUCGUUCAAAGUUCAGUUGACAAAUUUUGAAAUGAACUUGUUCAGUUCAUCAUUCAUACUUUUGAACCAAGCUCACAGUUCCAAAAAUGAACUAAUUCAGUUCUUUUUUUCCCAUAUGCUGCUUUGGACUAUUAUUUCUAAAAAAUAUUGCCACAGUCCAUAUAGAACCCCAGACCACAAUAAUUUUAUCAGUUUUAACACCAAAACAAUGCGUCAGAUUGUUUUAUAUUUAAAACAAGUCAUGACACUCGUUCAAAUGAUCAUACAACACAUCCUUGCUGGUUUGUCGUGUUGAGUUUUGUCUCGUCCAUGCCACUUCUGUCGCCUCCUCCAUUCUGCAUUCUGUUUUGAUGACGCAUGCGGCAGCGCGACACUGGUGGCCGGCGUUGCUAGAUUGAUUUUUUUUUUUGUUCUAUUUUAAGUAUUAUUCAGUGUUUUUAGCCUGAUUUUUUGCUGAAAUUUGGCACCCUAUUGAACGAAGAUGAACGAGAGAGCGUGCCGUUCACAGACACCAGAAUGAAGGAGUUCACAGUAGCGUUCACCAGGCAGCAGUACUCUAUGUUCAUCUCACGUUCCUCCAAAAUAUGAGCGAGUUCAUAAACUAUCGUUCAGUGAGCGCAGUCAGGCACAACACUGAGUAUUCAGCAGAGCGCUGGUGUCCAGGUCAGCCAAAUUCAUGUUUAUGUGUACACUGCUCAAGCUGUCUUUUAUUUAUUGUUAUUAUUUUGCCUUCUUGGUCAAAUUCUUAUAGUAAAUAUUUUUGUUCCUAAAAAUCAUCACUUUUACCCUAAUGGGGGAAAAAGUUCAGAAAUAACUUGAUCUAAAAAAAGCACAGGUGAUAGACGCUUUGGCAGUAUCUGAAUUUAAAAUGGGUAUAAAGUUGAAUAAACGAGGCAUCCUUGUUUUGACAGUUGGACCAAGGAAAGGGGAACUAUCACAGGCAUAUGGAAUAAAACCCGGAGGUGCUAGUUUUGCUAAUAUUAGCCACACUCAUCAAACUAAUGGGAUUUCACACUCAGUCUUGUCAGCAGGAGUAAAGAUACACAGUGUACCAUGGCGGUGAAUAAUUCAUGUGCGUACACAGGUUAAUUGGUAUUUGCUUGAGUAACAAUGAUGCGAUGAAGACUCAUGUUUUAUUAUAUGCUUUAAAAUUGUGUUGAGGUUUGAAUCCAUCUGCCUGAAAGCGGAAGAUCAUAAAGACUGAUGGAUAAAGGUGAAUCACAAGGGACGGUCAGCAUGCCGGCUGAAGCAGGAGGAUGAUAAAUCAUUUCAGCCUGAAGUCCUUCUGACCUUGUUCUUGUUUAAUAAGGGGAGCAGAUAGCUGACAGGAUACAUAGUGUAAAGGUCUAAAGAGACAGCCUCUCCGGUCCAUCAUGAAGGUCCAGUUUCAUGACUGAAUCAAUACGAAAGAACAAGGUCGAAGAGACGUGCUGUUCUCAGUGAUUUCUUCAUGUACCUGACUGUACACUGUGUCUCUGUGAACCUGAACGUCCUGCUUUCAUCUGGCUGCAUGUGAAGCAUGUUGAUGUUGUCUCACUGAUGUUUUCUGUUGUUUUUGCAGCACUGGACCGUGUUUACGGAGGUGUCGGAGGUGUUCAUCCUGGUCCCAGCACUGCUGGGGCUCAAAGGUAACCUGGAGAUGACGCUGGCAUCAAGACUUUCCACAGCGGUAAGAAACGCACGUGUGAAUGUACUGGUGUGAUGAGUAAAGAGGUGUUAAGAGGUGUAAAGAGAGCCAUAGAUCCCGCAGCAGGUACUAAAGGUUGUUUUCAGACACAUGAAUGGAAAACUUGACAUAAUUGGAGAAGGUGUUUCUCCUCCUUCAGAGCUGACAGAUCUGUUUUCGUUGCCUGGAAACUCUUGUCAGACCCAUUAAAGCUGAUUGUUCCUGGAGUCAGAGGUCACAUUGCUCAAACAUGACCUGGAUUUUGGACAAACUGAUAGCAAAUUCCUGCCUCAUUCCUUUGUUUUUUAGCAGUCACUGACCCUGCCUGGCUUUUUCCUUGAGCUCACACAUUUUUUUACCCAUUUAUUUAAUUAUUUAUUUGAUUAGGACAAAGCACAUUGAUCAACCUAUCAGCAAAAGCACCGAAGUAAAUAUGCUGGAGUUGCACAGUUGCUAAAUUUCAUCCUUUGUCCCAAGGCAGGUAUCAUGAAAUCAACAUUCAGACAAUACACCAUGACAGUUGGAUAAAACAUCAAUCAAUCAAUCAAUCAAUCAAUCAAUCAGUCUUUAUUUGUAUACCACUUUUCAUACAAAACCAUGUAGCACAAAGUGCUUUACACAGCAGAAGAAUGACAGAAACGAUGAAUACCUUACUCUACGGCAGCCCCUCCCCUUAUUCUCACCCUGCAAUCUAAGCUCAACAGAAACGAGUAUUAAAAUGCAUUAACUUGAAAAGAGCCGGAUUUCGUAGAAACAGGAAUGUGACACAGUUUCUAACAUUUGCCCAAAUGUAGUCCUGCGUCAUGUUCCAUCACAGUUCCUCCAGUCAGUGCCCUGGUGUUUGGUGUUUUAGAAGGUUUUUCUUUAUCAAGUCUUUUAGUAACCAAGAGGCUAGUCCAUCUCAAACCUUGAGGAUAAUUCGACAGACAUCCAAAAACAGCUGGUGGAUAUUGAUGUCCAAGAUUUAGUACUUAUUAACAAUGUUACAGCAAUGAAAAUGGGUUUAGGUUUUUUUGUCAAGAGCGUUACAGACCCACUCCGAUGAAAUCCUGUUUUUCUUGUUGUCUACAUGUUCAUAUGUCAUUUUUCUGAUGCUGUGGCACAUAUCAUGAGAAAUGUAAAUGCGAAAUUGUGUUUCUGUGUAUUUCUACAUUCAAAUUGCUGAGAAUCUCUGACAGACCCAAACAGCAGGUUCAGACCAGUGAGAUUUCCUAUGUCACACCUGCAAGCUCCGCCCCUGGAGCCCCGUUAUACAGGCCAGACUUAGAGAAGUAGAAAAGACAAUCAUGGGACAAGUGUGUGCGUUAGCGGAUUGCAAAGCUCGUAAGAAAGCUGAUUAUGAUAUGUCCCGAAAGACAUUAAUGUCCGAGAGCUGAAUAGCUAGUAUGUUACCUGCCACUUCUACUACACCUGCAAUGUUAGGCUACAAGCUAGCAUGAAGAGGAGUGUGCAGAGCAGCGCUGUCUCUGCCCACGACUCAGAGGCAAAUUGCUAAUGAGCUACUGGAGCUCUGCAGAAGAAGAGUCCUUAAAAAUGACAAAGGUAACGUGAUUUUGGCUAAAAACGUCAUCAUCACAAUUUAAAGACCACUGAGGACACUUGAAAUAGAAAAAAAUAUAGAGAGUGGGACUUUCAGUGUGAGUGUAACGUUUAAACCAAAAACUCUUGACUUACUAUGUCCAUUUCAAACAACAGCAGCAAGAUAUCACUUGAUAAUGGAGCAGUUGGUGACUACAUCAGUCUGACAGCCAGGCUUUCUAACGUGGGGUGGCCAAGAUGGGGCGAUAACUUUUGCAGAGGCGGCAGGAGGAGUGCGUGUACACAUCAAUGAGUUUUGGGGCUUUUUUGGCCUUGAGUGACAGAGAGAAGACAGCGGAUAGAAAACAAGGGAGAGAGCAGGGAAUAACUUGUAGGAAGCAGGCCACAUGGUGGGAUCAAACCCAGGCCGCAUGCUGUUGUGAGGUACACCAGGGCCACAAGGCUACUGGCACCCUAAUAGGUAAAAUUUGAAGAAAAAAAAAAGGGUUUUGUUUAGAGUCACAGUUUUAGGUACGCAUACUGAAAUACAAAGACAGCCACUGGAAGUCUGGGAGUUUUACGUCACCGGAGUGGCCAGCUGAAUAGUAAGGGGAAACGGGGGGGAUGCUGUUUGCAAAGUUUCCACAAGCAGAGGAUUUCUGCUAAAGCUAGGCUGUUUUUUUUUUCAUGGGUAAGCUCUGCUCUCCACUCACCUAAGAUUGUCAGUCAUAUAGUCUUAAAGGUCAAUAACCUGACCGGUAACAAGUUUUCAAGGCAUAAGAGAAUUGGCACAGUGUCGCUCUUAAGCACACCAAUCCUCACAUUCUUUCCACUGGACUGUGGGAAAUGUGAGGAAGCUGAUUAGCAUUGCUAGCAGUGUCCCUCCCAGUGAGGAGCUCAACUCAGAAACACGACCAACAUAAUCUAUUUGAACAUGACCGCUGGAGUUACGAGUGAAAUACGUGAACGCACUAACUGUUGAUUCAGAUAUUUGUUUCCCUGCUGUGAUAUUAAAGCACCACUGUUUGUUGGCUGAGAUACUGUGGGAAACAUUUAUUCUUUAAAACUGCAAAAACCUUUUAGUCAUCUGCUGCAGAAACUGAAUCAAGACAUAAAGGUUAAUAUUUUUUCAAAUAGUGUUUCAUUUAACUGGAUAUGACAGUGAAUAAAUGUCAGAUCAGGAAGUUGAUCCAACAAUGUAUUACAAAUGCUUCCACACUGAUUUAUCAAACUGUGAACGGUUAUCAUUAUUUGGCUAAUAUUUGAUAUUUGAGCGUAUGUUAUCAUUUGCAACUCAAAUCAUAGUUAUAGAUUUGGUCAAAAAUGAGGAUUUUUAGACAUGUUAGCCAGCGUAGUGUAACAGAAAUCUCACAUCCAUCAAUUCAAACUAGGCCACAUUCUGAUUCCUUGUCCUGAGACAUAACUGUGAGUUCUCCGCUGGCUGGCCCCAGCAGGACCAUGUUUCUUUCCAUGCCGCCCCUAAUUAUGAGCAGAUUAAGACCACUGUAAGUUUCCUAAUGCGCUUAUAACUGAAAAACAUAAUGUAAUCCCUCGCACUGGCUGGCAGUUUGAGUCCUCCGCUCACAUGACUGUGUUUCCUAUUUGAGUCCUUUUCUCUUUUAACCUCUUUGUCUUCCAACAUUUGACUGAAGUGAGACUUGCCAGUCUCUGUUUUAUUCUUGUUGGCCCAGUUUAAAGGAAGUGCACAGCUGCCGUCUCACUGUGUUUCAGCCUUUCUUGUGGAUUCAUUGGUUAGUCCUCUCUUUAACUCGAGAUUACACCUGCUACAAAAUUCCACUUUACCUCAUUCGAUUUGUAUUUGAUGUUAAAAAGAGAACAAGGAAAUGAUAUUCACAAAGAGGAAAAAUGAAAUGGUAUUAUCUUUCAACUGAAAAAUGAUUGAGGCCUAUGAUCCAAAGCCUGUAAUGCCUCUUAUGUCCCAUGAGUCACUGCAACUAUAUUCACAGCGCUGCAUCUCUGUGAUAAUCCACACAGCAGUAAUCCACCCGCCCACUCACAAACACACACACACACCCAAAGAUGAGGACUUGGCAUCAUUAUUGCAUUUCAUCACAUAACACCAGGCAAUGCUUCUGGGAUUUAUGACAUCCAUAGUCCGCUCAGUUUUUUGCAUAUUGUAUAUAUAAAGAAAGGAAAAUAAGCUAAAACUGGACAAAGUUAGAACUCCUGAAAUCCUGUAGAAUUCACUGACAUAAGGUCUGUCAGACAGAAACAUCAUGUAUGUUUGCAUGCAGGGUUCAUCACUGAUUUUCACUGACAUUUGUCCUCUUGUUAUCUCUCUGCCUAACCAAAACUCUCUGAUCAGUGUUUGAGGCGGUCUGCCCCCCCUCUGCACAGCGGUCAUCCAAGCGCACGUGUACACGCUGCUGAUGGCAAAGGGGCUGUUAGCAUGCCUCUGUAACUGGCAGUUUUACAGGUUAUAAUGGCAUUACUAAACACAUGAUCAUCCUGUCAUCAGGGCUGCUGGGAGGAGAGCAACACAAACACACACACGGGAGAAAUAACAAUAACACACUGACGUCAGGACCGAAAUCUGUAGGGCUUUUUUUUUAUAACGAGCUCUGUUACAUCCAUCUCUAUAAGGUUGAAAUUAUUUUCAAUUCCACUGUUGUAGUCUCAUAGGUGCUGAUUUGAUUUGGAUGUAUCCAAACCUUUAAGUUUUGCCCUUUUCUCACUUUAAUAAUCUUUACUUUGUUGCAUUUGUAUCUUUCUCUAGUAAAGACAAGAAACACUUAAUCACAGGCCAGUUCUAUGCAUUUAAUUGAAAGUAAGCAUUCAUCGGUGCAUUGCAGCCUACCUUUAAAGUUCUCUAAAGGGUGCAGUGGAGUUUCGCAGCCCAAGGAAGAACGUUUAUGAUUAUUACUUCAUGGAAAUGCAAUCAGACUGAGAUGCUAAGGCAGAAGAACUACCGCGUCAUCAGUGCAAAAUGAUUAUUACGAUGAUUAUAAGUUCACGGAAAUGAUCUUCUGCACUCAGUGAUCGACUCGUCAGGGCUCCCCCACAAACAAGCAGGGGGUGUCUAACUCAGUGUUAUGAUGUGUUUGACCCUUAGUUAAUUUUACACCGGAAUAUUCCUUUAAACACUUGAAACAAAUAUCUGGAUUAUUGACCAAAUAUUUUAUGCUGUUCACUAUUCGCUAUUUGCUAACUUUGUCUGUCUGGUUGAGUGGAUUUAUCACAGCUUUGAGGUGAGGAGAGAUGAGGCAAAGCAAGGUGAGGCAGCUGUAAUUUUCUUGCACAUUUCAAACAGAGACAACUCCCAAACGGAUCAUUACUGGUGGACAAAGAGAAGAAUAAGGCUUUCAAAAUUAAUAAUACAUUAAAGCUCAUGACUUAGGUGUGAAUUUGCCGGUGUGGACCAACGUUAAGAAGUCUUUUGUCGUAUUUUUGCCAUCCAUCAUUAUUAUUCCUGUCAAUAACAGAAACAUAAUUGAACUGUGACCAAAGCUGAAUUGUAUAAAAACAUUAUAAAGAUGAGAAACAUGCAGCCAUCAAUUAAAUAAGAUUUAAAUGGUACCUGUUAUUAUCAUUUGCACCUUUUAUUUGGUGAGACACCUUUAAAGAAGCUGCGCAUGACUCGCUCCUUAUUUACUCCUCAUCCCACCAUGUGGCCAAAUCAACCACUUGCGCAGUAGCAUUGUAUGCAUUGGGCGGGAGAGUUGCCAAGAGUUGCUGUGAUGACGCUAACCUCGUGUGAAUGAAUAGUAUUUACUGGUUUUAUUUGCGUGUCAAAGGUUAUUUCAACAGUAAUUCUUGCCAAUUCGACUGGCAGGAUCAAGUGAUAGACAAAGGUUUUUACAAUUUACCAGGUAAUCUGACCUCCUCUUACUUUCCUCCAGGAGAGCUCCUUUUUAUUCCGGUUGCGGUAAUUAAAAGUAAAGGUAUCAUAUAUAUAAUUUGGGGUGCUCACACACCGACACAAUCGAUUUGUCCUCCAUUUCAGAUACCAGUGAACAACCGUCUGUUUUCAUAUGUCACCCAGCAACCUUUGUAUUAAUUGAUUAUCACAAGGGGAAUAUCUACUCAAUUUGAGACAUUUUCAGCUCCCGUCCCAUUCGCGUCAUUCGCGCCGCCAUAGUAGUAGGAGCGACUAAUCACGUCUUUUGAUUUAACAUGUAAUUUAGUUAUGCAAAUGAUUCUACUCGCGCUUGGUGUGUGGAGACAGUAAGAGUAACUACAUGUCAACAUCACAAGCAGGGGGGUGAAAGAUUUAUUUUCUGUGUAAUUAAUUUCUAAAGUUUAUGAAAAACUCCUUUAAGAUUGCUGAAGGUGGCGGGACUUGUGACCUAUACUGCAGCCUGUCACCAGAGGGUGCUGUUCUCGUGGUGGCUUCACCCAGCGAGGAGGCAGAUGGCGUCCAUUCUAUAUCAUUGCCAUCAUCAUUUAUAUGAAGUAAUAAUCAUCAUAAUAAUCAUUUUGCACUGAAGACGCAGUAGAUCUUCUGCCUUAGCAUCCCGGUCUGAUUGCAUUUCUUUGAAGUAAUAAUCAUAAAUGUUCUUCCUUGAGCUGUGAAACUCCGCUGCACUCGGUGAUCGACUGUUGCGGUGUGUUUGACCAUAACUUAAAUUUACACCGCAAUAUCCCUUUAGAAAGAAGGAUCAGUUAUACAAAGUCUUCUUUAAAUACUUGUCCAAAAAUAAUCACUAAUGUCAAAAAGAUCCAUCUUAAAAACUCGUGACAGGUUACAGAAGGACUUCCAUCAGCUCUGAUCGAUUCUCUUGUCAUAAUAUUUUGAACACAGCGGACAGAUUAAUUACAUAACCGGGCUAAACCAUUAGUUUGUUCAAAGCCGCUCCAGCAAUGAGUCUUUUUUUCUCAACAAAAAGGACUAUUGCAAGAGAGAGGGUUAUCACAACUGGUUCAUAUGUUGAGAAGUGUUUUGAUAAAGCAUGUACAGUAUAUAUUAUAUGAAGACACACCAAACUUGACUUGACCAAACAGAAACCCCUUCAGAUCGACUUUAUCUGUGCUGAUGUGCUCCAACUUUGCUUUGUCACGCCGUAGUGCAUUAUAAAACCGAAGCAUAAAGCAGAUCUUCUCCAACACAGACUUGAAUGUGUUUGGAUGAGUCCAGAUGUUCCUCUUCCCUCUGCUUAUGUAAAUGUUAGAGGAGAGAGAGGAAGAGGAGAUCCUCUGUUUGUGUCCUCUCACUGUGGAUGAGCAUCAGGAUCAUUUCUCUGGACACACAGUAGCCCACUGUAGCUGCAGCCACUCGACACUUGAGACCAUCAGUGUUUGUGUUUGUGUGUGUUUGUGUUUGUGUGUGUGUGUGCAUUAGAGAGAGAGAGUGAGAAGAAGAGAGGGGAGAUGAGAUAAGUGGAGUCUGCCGCAGGGUGGGGAAUCAGAUCAGAGGGUCUUUGUCUUGAGAACUGACAUCUGAUUGUUCCUAUGGGACCAAGUGGCAACAGCAUGAACACGCACUGUGUCCCCACCCAUACUCACGCACACACAUCUACACCCAACAGACACCCACAGAUGGUAAUGUGCUGACCUUGUGUGUUCUCUCUCUUUCAGGCUAAUAUUGGUCAGAUGGACACAGCCAAGGACAUGUGGAAGAUGAUCAUGGGGAACUUGGCCCUCAUCCAGGUAAAGGACACUCAUCUGUAGAGGACAAUGGAGCAGAGUCCUGUGUUAUCAAGCAGCUCUUGUCCAGCAAAUGAGGAAGAAUCAGAUUGGAUCAGAUAAUCCCGAUGUUUGCUCUUAAAGUCCUUCCCCAAAAUACUCAAUAACUAUAUAAGAGUUGGUUUAGUGCAAGUAUGCAAAAUAGCACCAUUUUGGGAAUCAGCCUCGAGACCUAAUGUUUCGUUAAAGGCGGUUCUGUAAAACCGAGUCCCGUCAUCGUGAGAUGUGACCUUGGCAUGAAGCAGUGGGAAAAGCAUGGCUGCAAACUACCAGUAUAAAUUAUCCAGCUUAUUACCCAGUCUGAAGUCUAAAACAGCUUAGUAAGCUUGAUUGGGUGGAGCAACGUGUACAUGAAUAUGAAUCGUCCAUAGACUUUACUAAUUAACACAAUCUUGUCAUGUAAUAUUUUUUCCUGUCUUGCAGUGAGGUCGCUUUGUUCCUGCAUUGUCGAACUGUGUUUCUAUUUGAAGUGUAGGCUACUCCUGCUAGAUGGUAGGGAUGGGUGAUGAAUUAUCGUUCACGAUAUAUCAUCAGAAAAUUCCUCCUUGAUAAAUAUUUGCCAUCUCAUGAAAAACGCAAUAAAUGCAAGUUUAUGAUGUAAGUGUGAGUGACGGACUCACAGCCGUAGCCCACACAGAGCAGAAAAACAAACAAACAUGGCCAAAGGUAAUGUAUUUGGUUUCCAAAUACAUUGACAGUUUAAUUAGAAAUAUCCUCCAUGUUUAUAUUAAUAAUUGUAAUAAACGUUAGACUAUAGCACCUUUAAAAACAAGAGUUUAUAAAAUAUUUUAAUACAAUAGGAGAGAAAGAAAUUUUAAGAAAUCAGGAUACAGGUCAAACUGAGGGUCAAAUAUCCUGUUUUCUUCUGAUGCUAUCAGUUAUGUUUUUGCCACAUGGUCAACAGGAGAGGAUACACUCAUAAUCAGAAUACUAAAUAUGCUCUAACUGUGGAUUGAUCCAAUACAUGUGAUGAGUGGGAUCCUGGUGUCUCUUUGGCCAUUCAGAUGAAAUAUUGAUAUGAGAUUUGGACCAAUCAGAGCACAGCCAGGUGAUUGGCAAGAGAGGUGGAUCAUUAUAACGUAUGUAUGUAUGCUCGUUUUGGGAACAGAAGAGUAAAAAGGUAUGAGAGACUCAGAAGUGGAGUUCAUUGAGGUCAGAUGGGACGAGAGACGGCGAUAAGUCAAUGUUAGGACUAUUGCCCGACUCGUUAUAAAUCAAGGUUUGGUUGAACUUUAAGAAUAAAGGCCAAUGAUAGGUUCAUUAGAUAACCAGUGGGGUAGAGAAGGGGAAAGACAUGGAACUGCAGAGGGGCAGACAGAAGAUACUGUAUUUGGCAUCAAACCGAGCCCUUUCUGUAGUCAAAAUCACACAACUAAAGGCAAUUUUUUUUUUAAUUCAGGCACUAAAAUAUCAUUUCCUCCAAGACUUUUAUCCCACAAAAGGAAAAAAAUUAAGAUUAGGCUACAUGACCAGCUCAUCAGGAUUUUUAACAGCAAACCAAGACUGAGAUUUUUCUUGAUGCAGUGACCCAGGAAACUCAGGUUUUCAUUGACUUGACAUUUGAGGAAUUCAAGGACUGCUCAACUCGAGAACAAUCUGGUGUCAUAAGUGCUCUGUAUUUACAGUAAACACUGCCAGCUUUAUCUCACAGACCUAAAACCCUUAACAAGUCGCUUUAAACUCUAGUUAAAGCACCCUUUCACAUAAAUAUUUCACCUGUCGUUUGAUUACAUCACACCUCUGGAAUGAUAAAGAUGUAAGUUGUCGCACCUAAACAGGUGCAAAAACACCGAUGAGUCAAGGAAGUGUGACACACUCUGAAAAUAACUCGUACCAGGAGGCAAAGAGUUGGUGUGACAUGAAAUCACAUGAGCAGGAAACUGCAGACACGCUUCACGUCUCUUAAAUGAGCAGAGUGUAAGACAGUGAGUGAACACAAACAGUGUGUGUCCUGAAUGAAAGUCAGCCUCGCCCCAUCCAUCAAACAUGUACUUAUUUAACUGCCUCGUCCACAUCCUCUCCUGCCAUCAUUGACGCUGUUUCCUCCAUUAAAAUCCUGGUCUCUGUUUGAUCCUUUGUCAGCAGCAUUAAAGCUGGUUUGUGGUUAUGUAAUAUUUGUUGAGCCUGUAGUUCCUGGAACACUUCAGACACGCUUCACGUCUCUUAAAUGAGCAGAGUGUAAGACAGUGAGUGAACACAAACAGUGUGUGUCCUGAAUGAAAGUCAGCCUCGCCCCAUCCAUCAAACAUGUACUUAUUUAACUGCCUCGUCCACAUCCUCUCCUGCCAUCAUUGACGCUGUUUCCUCCAUUAAAAUCCUGGUCUCUGUUUGAUCCUUUGUCAGCAGCAUUAAGGCUGGUUUGUGGUUAUGUAAUAUUUGUUGUCCGUGCACGUAGAAAGGUUUUCUUGUACUCAUCACAAGUUAACUGAUACCUGUUCCCAAUCAGUAAGAGCCAGUGUCUGUGUGUAUUUUCUGUCCAGGUCCAGGCCACAGUGGUGGGGUUCCUGGCCUCCAUAGCUGCUGUGAUCUUUGGCUGGAUCCCAGAGGGACACUUCAGGAUGGGCCACGCAGUCCUGCUCUGUGCCUCCAGCGUGGCCACGGCCUUCAUCGCCUCUCUGCUGCUCGGUACGUCAGGUGUAUUUACGGUUCAGAGUUAAUUCAUUCAUUAACAAGUAAGAUGGGGUCAAAUUUGACUCCACUUCACUGUCAAAUUUAACAGAGUGGUCAGUUAUCAAGCUACACAAGAAUAAAUGGACUCUUCCGCACUAGCCUCAUAAAAUCUAAUAAUAAACCUGUAGCCACAAGCAUACUGAAUGAUGACAUUCUGCCACACGGUAGGCUUAAAUGAUGAAUAUAAUUUGGUAAAUGGAACAGAUCCAACAGGACUAAGACUCUACAAUGUUGUUAACUUAACAGAGGCGUGUCCAGACUUUUCUGAUUAGUAGGAAACAACUGGGGCGCCAACAGUGUGUGAGCACACACACAUAUAUACACAUACACACAUCUUCCCUGUCUUCUUGUAAAACUAUCUCUUAAAUAUCAUAAAAAUGUAAAAUUCUUGGACAUAAAUGUUUGAUUUUAAAAACAGAUUGGUGACAUAUAUUCACCGGCCACUUUAUUAGGUACACCAUGCUAGUAACGGGUUGGACCCCCUUUUGCCUUCAGAACUGCCUCAAUUCUUCGUGGCAUAGAUUCAACAAGGUGCUGGAAGCAUUCCUCAGAGAGCUUGGUCCAUAUUGACAUGAUGGCAUCACACAGUUGCCGCAGAUUUGUCGGCUGCACAUCCAUGAUGCGAAUCUCCCGUUCCACCACAUCCCAAAGAUGCUCUAUUGGAUUGAGAUCUGGUGACUGUGGAGGCCAUUUGAGUACAGUGAACUCAUUGUCAUGUUCAAGAAACCAGUCUGAGAUGAUUCCAGCUUUAUGACAUGGCGCAUUAUCCUGCUGAAAGUAGCCAUCAGAAGUUGGGUACAUUGUGGUCAUAAAGGGAUGGACAUGGUCAGCAACAAUACUCAGGUAGGCUGUGGCGUUGCAACGAUGCUCAAUUGGUACCAAGGGGCCCAAAGAGUGCCAAGAAAAUAUUCCCCACACCAUGACACCACCACCACCAGCCUGAACCGUUGAUACAAGGCAGGAUGGAUCCAUGCUUUCAUGUUGUUGACGCCAAAUUCUGACCCUACCAUCCGAAUGUCGCAGCAGAAAUCGAGACUCAUCAGACCAGGCAACGUUUUUCCAAUCUUCUAUUGUCCAAUUUCGAUGAGCUUGUGCAAAUUGUAGCCUCAGUUUCCUGUUCUUAGCUGAAAGGAGUGGCACCCGGUGUGGUCUUCUGCUGCUGUAGCCCAUCUGCCUCAAAGUUCGACGUACUGUGCGUUCAGAGAUGCUCUUCUGCCUACCUUGGUUGUAACGGGUGGUUAUUUGAGUCACUGUUGCCUUUCUAUCAGCUCGAACCAGUCUGGCCAUUCUCCUCUGACCUCUGGCAUCAACAAGGCAUUUCCGCCCACAGAACUGCCGCUCACUGGAUAUUUUUUCUUUUUCGGACCAUUCUCUGUCAACCCUAGAGAUGGUUGUGCGUGAAAAUCCCAGUAGAUCAGCAGUUUCUGAAAUACUCAGACCAGCCCUUCUGGCACCAACAACCAUGCCACGUUCAAAGUCAUUAAGGACUGGCCUUUACCCAUAAGAAAACUGUUAUCCAUGAUCUCCAGGAGAUUGUCUUGACCAUGUCUACAUGCCUAAAUGCACUAAGUUGCCGCCAUGUGAUUGGCUGAUUAGAAAUUAAGUGUUAACGAGCAGUUGGACAGGUGUACCUAAUAAAGUGGCCGGUGAGUGUAUAUGUAAAUCUUUUAUUUAAAGCUCCCUUAGGGAUCUUUGGUGCCCUCUGUGGACAGCUCAGCACGGGCACUGUUAAUUUGGAUAUGAAAAAUCACACAUUUAGUUUCAGAUGGUCUCAUUUGAAAUGGAAUAUCACACCGAGGCAGUAGGAUGGGUUUUCUCCAAUUUCAUUUUUCAAGUAAAAAUUCCUCAUAAGAGUUUUUAGACUGUAAUAAUGACAGGAGACUUCAACCAUGUCACCCUCUCCUCUAACCUGACUUUGUUAACUGUACUACUCCAGAAAAUUUUCCAUGAGAACCUAGACAAAUGAUUUUUAUAUAAAAUUCUUAUAUUGUAUUGUACUGUAAAGCCCCAAUAAGGAAUUUUACUUUUUUAUUUAUUAUGUCACCCCGUGUUGACAAAGUCAUCUUUGCUUAUGUUGUCCUCUAUAAAAUUAAGACGCAACUUGUGACAAAAAAUGUGAUUGUCCUGACUUUUGAGAGUCAAAUGUAUAAUUCAUGUGAACAUGAAAAAAAUGUUAACACAGGUCUCAGGCAUUAUGAAUAACAGUCUUUAAAUCAUUAACAUUGUCUCUGAUGAUAUUGUUUGUUUUUAAACCAUUAAUAUGAGUUUACGUUAUUUCAUUAAAUGUCUAAAGUACUCCUCAUGGGAGCUUUAAAAACAGAUAUUAGUGUUUAGUGCUAUAACAGAAGAAAAUGUGCUACAUUUAAAUUCAGGAAAGAUACUGCCCGCCUGCUUACAGAGUAUUAACUGCUGAUAAUAACAGAAGACUCGUCUGUGUCAGGGCAGAUAUACCGUUUAAGGGGUAGCACCUGGGGUUGCCAAUAUCAGAUUCCAAGGGUUGGGUGUUCGGGGGCAGCGCUACCCCUGGACUCAUCCCAGGCACUCAGAUCCCAUUCCACUGUCACUCAAUGCUGAAGUCAGAAUGCUAACAUGCUCAGAGCGACAGCAUCAACAUGACUUUUGACAGUACAUCUCAUGACUUAUCAGAUAUUUCAGUCUAGACCAAAUAGGUGGACUAACAGACUUUUGAGACCGCGGUUGAUGCUAAGAUGGUUAUCAUGAGUUUUAUUAGUUUUUAAGCUUUUAAUGGUCUUGGUCCUUCUUAUUUAUCUGAUUUGCUUUUACCCAUAAGAAAACUGUUACCCAUGAUCUCCAGUGAUUUCUCUCUUGAUACUUUCACAAUCAGAUACCCUUAGCCUCUCUUGUUUGGCAGUCUCCAAUCAAAGCUGCUGGCUUUGUUUUCACAGUUUACAACCUCCCUGACAACAACUAAGAAGUCCAAAUCUUUCAGGGUUAGGAUCUGUGGGUUUUUGUUUUUUCUCUUUGGUCCAUUUUGAAGUUAAAUAUUGUAAAGACUCCUGCCAAAAGUCUCAGUGAUACAUAAUAAUAGUGAAAAUCACAGUACAGUAUCCUCAGAUGUUUGUAUUACCUAAUAUUGUUUACCCCACAGGGCUCAUCAUGAUCGGAGUGAUUAUAGCAGCCAGAAAAGUGGGCAUCAACCCGGACAACGUGGCCACACCCAUCGCUGCUAGUCUGGGAGACCUGAUCACCCUGUCCCUGCUGGCCGGCGUCUCUACAGGACUGUAUAAGGAACUCGGUAAUAAACACACACAUAUUCACAAGCUCUCUGAACAAAAGUGACACUUUAGAGUUUCAGCCUUCAUCACUCAGCUGCAUCCACCUACAACCUCUAAUGCUGACUUUAACUCUCUGCAUUUGUGAUGCAACUACAAAAACCAUGAUUAUCUUUUAGGAUGAUUUCACAGAAAGGAUUAAGUUAUGUUGAAACAGGAUGUAGUAAAAAAAGAAUUACAGACGCCCACACCAAACCUUGCUAAGCCUGAAGGCACAUUUAUUCGGUUUCUAUCGUUAGCUCUGUGAUAGUGACCACAGACAGACAGACAGACAGACAGACAAACACUGACUCACACAGGAGCUAUGAAACCCUCCUGACCAAACUGUGGACCAAUCCAACCUUUGUCUUGGCCCAAGAGUUUAUAAACUUUUCAGUCUGACUUCACUUAAAUACCACAGGCCAGGAUUAUAUAAAGCGUUGAGGGGCUAUUUUUGCUCAAAUGAACAAAAACAAAGCUGGUGUCUGGGUUUUGUGUACAAAUGUGGUCCAUCUACUUGAAUGUGGUUGUCGUAGUUUCUUGUAGUUUCAAUCCAGUAGCAAUGCUGCCUCCUAGAGACAGCACUGACUUACUUUCAGUCACGACACAGAACCGUCAGUCGACCUCACCUUAUUCUCCUGCGGUUGAUGCUAAGAUGGUUAUCAUGAGUUUUAUUAGUUGUUAAGCUUUUAAUGGUCUUGGUCCUUCUUAUUUAUCUGAUUUGCUUUUACCAUAUGAGCCUAGUUGAGCCCUUAGGUCUGCAGGUGGUGGUCUUUUAAUUGUCCCCAAAGUAAGAAAUGAAAACCUACUGUGAAUCAUCAUUUCAACAUUUCGGCCCCCAUCUGUGGAACAGCCUACCUGCAGAUCGAGAGCAACACCUACUGCUCAUAUUUUUAAAAACAAACUAAAGAUAUACUUUUUUAGUCUGGCUAUUUGUUGAAUCUUUUAAUAUGCAUUAUGUGGGUUCUGUAUUUAGAUUUUUACUUAUUUAAUUUGAUAUUAUUUAAUUGUUUUUAUUAUCCUGCUUGGACGGACAGCACUUUGUGCUACAUUCUAUGUAUGAAAAGUGCUGUAUAAUUCAAGUUUGAUUGAUUGAAUAAUACAAACAGUUUUUCAUCAGGAUUUAACACUUUUGUCCAAAGCAAGUUAAUCCCAAAUUAAUCACACAUUUCUUAGCUCUUCUUUAAGCUCCUAAAAGUAUAGUCUGCAAGUUUUUAACACUUUAAUCAGUGAAAGAUUUUAACAGUUAGCUUGCUUUAUAUUGAUUGUAUUUGUCUAUUUUGCAACAGUCCAAAAAAAGGAUAAAUACUGUCCAGAAAGUUCCUCAGAAAAACCAAAAAUAUGAGUAGAUCAUAAUCUGGCAAAGUCAAGCCCAGAUAAGCACACUGACUGCUUACAGCUUUGAGGUUUUUCUGAAGAACUUUCUGGACAGUAUUUAUCCUUUUUUUUGGACCGACCCAAGUGUAGUAAUGUUACCACGAACACCAGCAAAGAAUAACUAUGAAUGGACUUCAUUCAAGAUCCUUCCCUAGACUGUGCAUAACUUCACAUACCAAGUAUUCACAUACCAAAUACGAAGCAUUAAACCCUGAGAUGGAGUGGUUCUAUGGGAACUUUGACAUGGAUUAAGUUUUACAUUCUCCAUAAAUGCAGAUUUUUGUGUUGAUCCACUUUCUUUUCCUCUCACACAGAGUACAACGACUACGCCAACCCACUUGUGUGUGCGGUGUUUGUGGCCAUGUGCCCCCUCUGGGUGCUCAUAGCCAGGAGGAUCCCAUCCACCAGAGAGCUCCUCUACUCUGGCUGGGAGCCAGUCAUCAUCGCCAUGGCGAUUAGCAGGUAGAUUACACAGAGACUGACUGAUGAUUACUGUAGUUACAGUGAAGUUGGUUACAUCACAAAACAGUUAUUCAAAGUGAUCCGAUUAUGAAAAAAUAUAGACAAACCAAAAUUGACAAAAGGGUAAAGGUGGUGAAACAAGUAUUCAGAUCAUUCAGAGGAUUUGAUUCAUGUUUCUGUCCUUUGAAACCAUAAAAGAAAAAAAAAAGAAGAAAAAAAUUUAAAAACAUUUAAAAAUCUUAAAAAACUUUAAAAACAUUUAAAAACUAUAUAGAAACAGUUAAAAGCACAGUUUACUCACCUUCUAUUUUCCUUUUUUCAUCGUUUUGAGAAAACAAUCAAGUUUUUCUUUUAAGAAAGUUAGAAUUACAGUUAAAUUUCCCUUUAUUUCAAAGAUAAGUUUCCUUUCUUGAAAAAAAUCAGUAUUUUACUUUAUUUUAUAUAAACAAAUUAAUACUUACUUUACCAUAGCCACUCCAAUAUAGAAAAAAAAAAAAAGAUUAAUACACAAGCUCAGAAAUACAGUCCUGUAAUCCCCUCUGGAUUAGUUGUGAUUCUCAGAUAAUCCAAUGAGGUUUAGAAUAGUUAAUUUAGCCCAAGAAGAAGAGGAGGAUUUUGGUCUUUACCAACAGAGGAACUUUUAAUCCCUUAGUCUAUCUGAGAAAAAGCACAGUCACCAGUGAAGUUAGGCUCAGGGUUCGGACUAAUAAACCAGAGUCAAAUAUUUAUCUUCAAUGGUGUCAACAUGCUUCUCUGUCUUUCAGUGUCGGCGGUUUGAUUCUUGACAAGACCGUCACCAACCCAAACUUUGCUGGCAUGGCCGUCUUCACCCCAGUCAUCAACGGUGAGGAGUCCUCAAACACUUUCAAGUCUACAAACUUGUUUCCUGAGAUCUGAACCAAGUUUGGCUGUAAAGCUGAGCACUUUACUUCUUAAACUAGUUAGUUUCGAACCUCUUUGUCUGAAGUCUGCUCUCUGAUACUGUAGAAAGAAAUGACACAAGUCUCCGUUUUGCUCUUUUGGUUCUAGUCUGAUUUUGUGUGUGUGUUUGUGUUCGUCACAUAGGUGUUGGGGGUAACCUCGUAGCAGUUCAGGCCAGCAGAAUCUCCACCUACCUGCACAUGAACGGUCUACCCAUGGGGGAUCCAAACCCCGCCCCUAGAAAGUGCCCCACACCCUGCACCUCUUUCUUCGGCUCCUGUAAGUGGAAGUUUGAUCUCUGUUGCUCUCUGGUAUUUUCUUCACCAAAGUGAAUCUCUAAAACAGCCUCUCUUUGUCCUGCAGCUGUGAACUCUCGCUCUGCCAGAGUACUCUUCCUCCUGGUUGCCCCGGGUCACCUUGUUUUCCUCUACACCAUCAACUCCCUAAGGGGGGGUCACACCACCCUGACACCCAUCUUCAUUACCUUCUACCUAGCUGCUGCACUGCUACAAGUAAGCACUCUUCACUUGUCUCCUGGGGUUUAGUGGGGAAGGGUAACUGAAAACAAACCGUUAUAGAAGCACAAACAGAGCAAACUUUUCAACAAUAUCAUCCAUCGAAUCAAAUCCUCGAACAUUAAAGAAGAGAAAAAUUAUCAGCUGACUUCAGAACAAAUAUAGCAGGUAACAGAAACAUUUCUGGAAACGAAGUGGUGUCAAAAGUUUGAUAUUUGUUUCUCUAAUGGAGUGAAAAAAAGUUUCCCCAAAAAGUAACUCAAGUGAGGCACAGUCUACCACUUACACAGUCCAGUACGGUACAUUAUGGUACAUUACAGUAUGGUUUAGACCGUACUGACCGACCGUAACAAGUACAAGGCAAGCGCUAAAAUAAGUUUCGUAGCUGUAGCCAUCUUGUUUCGGCCUCCGAUUUUUCUUCUUUCUGACUUGGAAACUGAAACGCUGCUAACUCGGGUGUGACGUCAUCUUCAGCUCCGACAUCUGACUUCUGAGGUAACUCGAACGCAGCAAUAGAACAGAAAAACAUUUCAUUCAUUUUUAUUUAAAAACAACUUUUCAACAAGUCUUAAGUCUAUGGAUUGUGAGGGGGGACUCCAUUGCGUUUCGCUUGAACGUCAUCAACACAAGCUUCACUACGCGCUUCGCCGAAAUCUUCUGGGAUUACUCGACACACGCUCUGAAGCCUCGGCACGAAAGGACACAUCACUAGUCACCUGGUAGCGAGUCUACAGCUACUGUCAUCGCUUACUCUGCAGAUUCAGUUCGCCGACAUGUUUGCUGCCCUUGCCAGGGAGCUACAUCAGGCCUCUUGCUCGUUUGCCUUGAAAGUCAGGGAGUUUUACCCAAGUCAUCAAAGGAGUUCAAUUUAAGUGUUUCUUGUGAAGAGAAUAUAUUCAGUCCCACCUCAAUGCAAACAGAACCAGAAUUUCAGUGGCAGGUGUUGUGGUGAUCACAAGCUUUGUUUUAUACUCAACAAUCACUUCCCUUCUGCUCCGUCUUCCUCCAGGUGAUAAUCCUUCUCUACUUGGCAGACUGGAUGGUCCACUGGAUGUGGGGUCGAGGCAUGGACCCCGACAACUUCUCCAUCCCCUACCUGACCGCUCUUGGUGACCUGCUCGGGACCGGCUUCCUCGCCCUCUGCUUCCACAUGCGCUGGUUCAUCGGGGACAGAGACUCUAACGUGGGCAACUGAAAGCACGCACGCACGGUGACAAAGAGCGACACUCUUCUCACUUACGCACGCAGAUGGUGUGCACGUCAUCUCGACGUAUGAGUGUCAUUUGAAAGUCGACCUCCUCUGCAACAAAGGGCUAAUCUCCUGCGGGGCUCUGAUUGAAGGUACAUUUCAGCCCUGUAGUGAUUUAUCUGCAGCACAUCAGGAUCCUGACGCCCCUGAACAGCCGUCCAGAGUGUCCGAGUUUCACUCAGCAGAGACACUUAAAUACCACUCAGCUUGAUGAAUCCAGCCCCACAGAUCACACUACUCCUCCUCCUCCUCCUCUACUUAAUAACUCCGUUCUGUUGCUCUACUUUUGACAAUGAUUGUUAUUGUUGGCAGGUGAUAUGAGUUGAUAUCUGUUGUACGUGCAGGGCCGGUCCUCAUUAUUUUCAAUGGGGAAAUGAGCUCCCUGGUUUUUAAAGAAAUACAUUUUAACACUUGAAACCAAGAUGACAAAGUCAGCAAAAAAUAAACCCAAACAAGCCUCCAAUGCUUAAUCACCAAGUGCUUUUUCCUCGACUAAAAAUGAUUAAAUCAGAUUUGUCCUCUUUCUGAUCUAGUUGAAUGCAUAGGGCUAGCUGUCUCUCUCUCGUUUGUUUCUUUUUUGACGUUGACUGUGUGGGAGUUUGACCACAGCAGAGGCUCAUCCACUGAUGUACAAAAAAAAUUGUAUCUGAACUGUAAUUUCUGAACUAAUUUCUUGUGUAGUCUGUUUCCAAUAUGUGAAUUUGGGAUAUCCAAUCCGAGGUAAAAUCAAAAUCAACCCAGUGUAACAUCCAAAAAAGUCACCCUCUACAAAAAACGGUUGAACCUGUGACCUUAAACAGCCACGUUUAUUAGAAAGAUAGUGUGUCAAAUCACACAGAAGCCCGUAUUCAAGUCCCCAAACAUCCCGAAAGUCCAUCGAAAAGUUGAACAACUUUAAAUCUACUCCUCAUGUAAUUAAAUCCACAGAAACAGCUGGAUGUAAAACAUUAAUUAGUGUGACCAUGUGUCCUCUUGUAACCGGACAUGUCCUCUUUUAUGGGGGGCUGUCCGGCGUUGUCCAGGGUAGUUUAUAAAAUCUUUCAAAUGUUCAGGUUUUUGUAUAAAAGUUUUGACUUCGUGUCGUUUGAACUUACUGAGUUAGAAGCACGUAAAAAACACUCGAUCCGACCCAAAAACCUCAAAAUUCACUACGCACGACUCCAUGACUCCAUGACUCCGCCCUCGCGUAGUCAUGUCCGCUUUUUGGGGAUUCAGAAUAUGGAUAUAUGGAUGUUUCCCUGCUCCAACACACCUGAUUCUCGUUAGAGCUCGUUAUCAAGCUCUGGAAAACGAGCUGAUCAUUUGAAUCAGGUGUGUUGGAGCAGGGAAACAUCCAAAACAUGCAGGACAGUGGACCUCGAGGACUGGACUUGAGAACCACUGAUGUAAAGUAAGGUUAGACUGUGUCAUCAUGACAUGCUUCACCUCAAACCUCAAUAUGCAUCCUCUGUGGGAUGGCGGUCUCAUUGGCUGUUUUCAUUCUUCUUAAAAGCAUCGGUCCCCGUGCCUGAAACCACCUGCUGACUUCACUGAAGCAGGUUCAUUGACGUUGUUGUUAUGUUGCCCAAGCCAGGCUUACAGUAAGUGACAAGAGGCUCAACAUGUUGCAAUACACUGGAAACCACCUGCAGAGCUCAGCUAACUGAGCAUCAUUGCGCUCCCACAUGGUACAGAGGGAUGGGCUCAGCUCGCUCAGGUCUGAUGCGAGGUGAGAGACGGUGGUUGAUGUUUGGUGUGGAUGUCCUUCAUAGAUGAAGUCGAAGCGGUGAAUCUGAAAUACAAGUGAGCAAAGCUGUUGGAGGAUAUCUUACAGCUAAAUAACAGCGGUUUCUGGAUGUCAUGGCGAACUCUCCCAGUGUGUCAGAGCUGUUACCACUUUGCACUACAUUGCCCUACUCCAAACCCUUAGUCAAAAAGAAGCUAAUUAGCGGUGCCUUGAAAUCCCUCUUUGUCAGAGGCUAGGUUGUAAGAACCUUUUCCAGCUAAAUGCAUGUUUCUUGGUUGUUAGCAUGUGAUCAGCUCAGAUUAAGGUGACCAGACAUCCCUGAUUUCAUAUUGGAUGCCCUGUCCCCGGCUAAAACUGUCCCCGUUAAUGUCCCAGAUUUAAGUGUUUCAUGAAGGAGAACAAAAAUGUUGCCUGUAGACUAGAACAACGGUUAUUACGGUAGUCGAGUAGUUAGUAAGUACGAGUAAGCAUGUCCUGAAGAACAGUUUUUAAGGAGGGUUAUUACGGGGGCCGUGCGCUGCUACUAAGUAGUACCAAGAUGUUGUCUUUGAUAGCGCAGCCGAUGCCCUCCCCACACCCAACCCCGCUCUUCAGAAAUAGAGGGCCUGAAAUCACAUUUUUACCCCCCACACCCUGGAUGUCCCUGGAUUUUAUUACAGAAAUCUGGUCACCUUGGCUCAGAUAUUUGAGUCAUCCUUUUGUUGCACAAAAUCAGAGAAUCAGUUCAAAACUAUCUGAAACGUGCUGACUGAAAACAAGGUUAGGGUUAGCCACAUUAGCAGAGUUGCUUAAUUUAGCACACAACAGCUCUUGUUCCUCUUGUCACUAAUAAGAACUUAUUUCUUUCCCUAAUAACCUCAACGUUUCGCAGAGCCCCCAGAGUUACAAAAAAGUUUUUCUUGUGCACACAAAAAGAUUAGAUUGUUGCACACAGGGUGAUUGACUCGUCCCCACGAGAAAAUAAUUCCUGCACAUCAUAUAAUUACUUUGCAAGAACAAGUCAUGAUCUUGUGGGAAUCAUAUAAACACUUACACCCACAUAAUUAUAGCUAAUCUGGUGUACCAUAACAUAAUUUACUUUGAGCCACAAGAUAACGAUUUAUGCUUGAAGCUUGUAAAAUAAUCUAAUUGUUCCCACAAGUAAAACAAAUUUGUGCACUCAAUAUAAUAAUGACUAAUCUUGUAUGCACAAGGUAGUUAACGUGUUCCCACAAGACAACCUGUGCACAUGUAAUCAAAGCUCGAAUUGCAUUGUGUAAUUAAAACUUAAUCCCACUGGGUGGCGUGAUUGUGCGCACUGUUCCCACCUGAGUGCUCAAGAAAAUCAUUUUUUUUUAAUGAAAACUUGACUGUUCUUGCAAGAUAAUUAACUUUUUCCAGCAAGAUAAAGACUCAUGCUCUCAAUAACAGCCUGCACUCACAAAGUGUUCACACAAGAGCAAUAUGGCAGCACAUUUUUAGUUUUUUUUGUUUUGUGCACACAAUAAUUAAAAUGAAACUUUUUUGGACUUCAGGGACUCCGUACUGUUUGGGUGGCAACAUGAGCUUUUGUAUUUGAAUGUUUUACCAGGUCACGCUAAACUAAGGGUGAAAAUCAGAGACACAGAGAUUAAACUCGUACCCCCGUCCACUUUCACUCAAGCUGUUUAUCCCCCAUCUACAAGACUAGGCUGACCAGAGAUGACUGCAGGAGUUAUCAAAGGCGGUUGUGAGCCAUCCUGACAGGCUUUACCCUGUCUUAUAGAGUACAGUACAGGUGUUGGCCCUGAGCAGAGAUCAGGGACUUUUGGGGAAACCUGCAUGUGAUGUUGGUCAGAUUUCUGUGCUGCUUUGAAGGGGCCAGCAGAAUGCAUGUGCAGGACACAUCGUGUGAAUGUGCAAAAACUUGAUUCUUUUACCUGUUUAAAUCUCCUUUUUUUUCCCCCCUUUUUUUUUUAAAUGAAUCAAUUCUGUGAAAAUUGUGAUUUUUUUUUUUUGCCUUCUGUGAUUCCUUACAUUUCAUUUCUAAUCCUGUCAACUCUCUCUGCCUGCUGUGUCACUGAACGCAGCAAAGAACUCAUAACUGUAAAGAUGGAGGACUUCUCCUCGCUGGUCAAAUGCACAAAGUACUGUAAUCUGUAAACUGGACACCAGAGGGCACCACAGGGACUCUCUUGACUCCUCUGCCUCCUCUGGAUUCAAACACACUUUCACCCGGGUGGACAGUUAUUUUGUUUUCUUCUCUACAGCUUUGCCUUUAAGGUCAUCCUUCCUCCUCCUCCUCCUCCUCCUUCUUUUCUGUCUGUAUCCUCCUGUGCCAGCAUUCUGCCUCUGUGUCAGUGGAUAGUUGUGAAUACUUCUAUAAGGAGGCACGUAAUGCUUUGUCUAUUUAUUUUUAUAAGCACACAAAGCAAAUUGUACAUACUAUAUUUAUUCUUUAAAUAAGGUUGUUUAUUUUGUCAUUUCAUUUUUGCUCUCUCUUUCUUUGCCGCCACGUUGUGUCAUUUUUCCUCAUCUCUCCUGUGUUGAUUUUUCCGUCUGCAAAUGCUAGAAGAGCUUUUUGACGCCCGCCACCCUGAAACGGUGGGGAGGCUAACACAUAGUACAGUGCCUAACAACAGUCUUUACACACCUCACACAUAUGCACGCACACGUGUCUCACACAGGGAAAGCAAACUUUAAAAAAAAAUAAAUUAAAAAAAAAAAAAAAACAUAGAAUGGCCUUAACCUAUCAGAGCCAAGCUCACCUCAGAGUAACCAAUCAGGAGUUAGGUUUGCCACAGAGUAGCAACUCUUUAAGUAGCUUUGAUUAAUAAAAGAUGUACAGUGAAUUGAUUCUAAUAUGUAAGUAAUAAUGAAUUUAUAUGAUGCAGCAGGGGGAGAAGGGCUGAUGUCAGUAACAAGAAUCUGCAAAAUGAGGAUUUAGAGGCUGAAAUACCUCAGUGCUCUGUUUUGCAGGGCAUUUACAAAGUCUGGGGUCAAACAUGUCAGAAUUUGGACAACGGACAAAAAAACAAUAAAAAAAACUUAAAGAUUUCAUUCACUUCCUCAGCCUUUAAGAUCCCUCACACCUUCUGCCUUGUUAACCUCAGUGCUUCAAACUCUAAAACCCUGAACCCAAAGGGAACCACACUGAUCCUCACCAGCUCCCACAUCAACCGUGAUUCAGACUCCAAACUUUCACCUGUCCCAGUCAGCUCUGCUGCCUCUGAGAAACUGAUGUCAAAAAACAUGUACAACUGGAGCUGAGGCGUGUGCGUUCUCUGUGUUCAUCUUGUAAAAGCCCUCUUUCUGUACGGCCUUCUCCCUGCAGGACUUUGUAAAUCGCUGGAAAUAAAGAAUUAUAUUAUUUCAUACCAGUCCUCUGUCCAACUGUCUUUUGUCAGCCUGUUAUGAACGAAGAGAAUUUUGCUUUGUGUGCGGUGAAGAUGAUGUUGGUCCAAAGCAGGAGACCAGGCUCAACCAACUUUGCCCUCAACUUUUACUUUAAAUCACCCACUAACACUGCUUCAUCAUAUCAUCCUUUUUUAAAGUGAAAAAAUAAUAUAAUUCUGUUUUCAAACAAAUGGG